AUGGCGUCGGCCCUUAUCGGGAGCGUCGAGCUGAAGAGCACCCCUCUGGAGCCGGGUCAAGUGGCGCUAACCACUUACACUGGAGAUGCACUGCCGGUGCGCGGUCAGCUGACUGCACACGUCUCGUGCGGCGGCCAGCAGACCACACUGACUCUGCUCGUGGUUCGGGGUGACGGCCCGUCACUUCUCGGCCGGGACUGGCUGGCCAAGCUGCGGCUACCGUGGAACGACAUAUUCAGUAUCGCAGCACCCCUGUGGGAUCUGCAGCAGCAGUACAGGGCGCUGUUCCAGGACGACGGUGGCACCUGCAAGCAGACUGUGAGUUUGGAUAUCGAUCCGUCGGUCUCGCCCAAGUUUUACAAGCCUCGGCCAGUCCCUCUUGCGCUGCAACCGCUGGUGAAUGCGGAGCUGGACAAACAGAUCGAACGGGGAAUUCUACGACCCGUUAAGACAGCGGAGUGGGCAGCGCCGGUCGUCACAGUGCUAAAGAAUGACAAGAGUUCGGUGCGUAUGUGCGGUAGCUAUGAUCUUACCGUUAACAAAGCCUCACGGGUGGAGCAGUAUCCGCUCCCUCGAAUCGACGAGCUGCUUACAAAGUUGGCCGGAGGCCAAAAGUUCACGCGCCUGGAUCUCAAGGAAGCGUACCUGCUGGUGCCCCUGGAUGAACAAAGUCAGCGCUACACCGUUAUCAACACUCACCGAGGCCUGAUGGCAGCCACACGCCUGGUCUAUGGAAUAGCAUCAGCUCCAGCGGCGUUCCAGCGCAUGAUGGAGCAGCUGCUGGCCGGCUUGCCGCACGUGGCCGUGUUCCUCGAUGAUGUGUGCAUCACGGGCCGCAACGAUACGGAGCACCGGCGCAAUGUGGACGCGGUGCUGCGGCGUCUGCUAGACGCUGGUCUACGGCUCAACCCGAGCAAGUGUCAGUGGAUGGCCAAGGAAGUUGAGUACCUGGGGUACCGGGUGGAUUGUAACGGCAUCCACCCCACAGCAGCCAAAGUGACGGCGAUCGUGGAGGCACCGCGACCGGCGAACGUAAAACAGCUGAAGGCGUAUCUCGGCCUGCUCAUGUAUUAUUCAAAGUUCAUGAACAAUCUGGCCUCCGUGGCGGCGCCGCUCUACCGCCUCCUGAAGACGGGUCAGCCGUGGCGCUGGGGUCGGGCGGAGGACACGGCGUUCGCUCGCACCAAACAGCUGCUGGUGCAAGCGCCCUGCCUCGCUCACUAUGACGGGACCCUGCCGCUCGUGCUGUCGGUGGAUGCCAGCCCCUACGGGCUCGGGGCAGUGCUGUCCGAAGUGGACUGUUCCGGAAUGGAACGGCCAGUGGCGUAUGCAUCGCGGAGCCUGGCAGCAGCAGAAACCAACUACAGUCAACUGGACAAAGAAGGACUGGCGGUGGUCUUUGGAGUAAAAAAGUUUCACCAGUUCUUGUGCGGUCGGCACUUCACUGUGCAGACGGACCACAAACCUCUCCUGGGUCUGCUAAGCAGCGACAAGCCUCUGCCGCUGAUGGUAUCGCCCAGGGUGGCCAGGUGGCGACUCGCGCUGCAAGCGUACCAGUACAAGCUGGUGUACGCCCCCUCGGCACGGCAGGCUCACAGCGACGGACUGAGCCGCCUGCCCCUGGCAGUGUGCCCUGCUAGUGUUCUAGACCCCGGGGACAUUGUCUGUCUUCUUGAGUCGGUGGACCAGAUGAUCCGCAUCGAGCAGAUCCGUCGACGCACGAACUGUGACCCCGUUUUGUCGCGCGCAUAUCAGGCGGUGAUGAACGGUCGUUGGACGGAGCCAGUGGAUGAGGAACUUCAACCGUUCUAUCGGCGUCGCCUCGAACUCAGUGCUCAAAAUGGAGUGGUCCUGUGGGGUAAUAGAAUCGUGUUGCCCACGGCCCUUCGGAAGCAGUGGCUCUCGCUUCUGCACGAAGGCCACCCUGGAGUGGUGGCCAUGAAAGCAAAGGCUCGCGCCCACGCUUGGUGGCCGGGCAUGGACGCAGCUAUCGAGUCGACGGUCGAGAGCUGUCAGGCCUGUCAGCUAAGCCGGCCGCGGGCACCUCCGGUGUCUGAGAGUCCGUGGCCGUACCCGGAUGCGCCCUGGGACCGCCUGCACAUGGACUAUGCGGGGCCAGUCCAUGGGAUGAUGAUCCUGGUCAUCGUGGACGCUCACUCGAAGUGGAUCUCAGCGUACCUGACACCGUCGGCUACAGCAGAAGCGACCAUUGAGCGGUUGCGGAUGGCGUUUGCGGAGCACGGUGUCCCUCGCGUGGUGUCAGUGUGA
Messenger RNA from Amphibalanus amphitrite, 2268 nucleotides. RefSeq lists its product as uncharacterized. Gene Ontology annotation, molecular function: nucleic acid binding. The transcript is spliced from 3 exons. Lineage: Eukaryota; Metazoa; Arthropoda; Thecostraca; Balanomorpha; Balanidae. Gene Ontology annotation, biological process: DNA integration. Bases 1 to 2268 code for a protein of 755 amino acids. The record is from RefSeq and is a predicted model, not a curated record.